Molecule: messenger RNA, 270 nt
Organism: Clunio marinus
Lineage: Eukaryota; Metazoa; Arthropoda; Insecta; Diptera; Chironomidae
Source: the annotation of a GenBank genome assembly
AUGCAGCAACACCAACAAUAUGAAGUUAGUUCAGAUCUGCCUCAAUCAACAAACAUAAAACUCUUACACCAUUCAACUCCAAACUUCCAGGAAAUUGCAGAAUUGAAAAAUUUGAGAUAUCGAAAUCUUCAUGCUGCUAUAAAUUCUCCCAAAACUACAUUUUCCAAUUCCCAUUCAAUGUUGUUCUUGUUGACGCCAUCAACAUGCAAAUUGAACGGAAAUUUUCUGAAAAGCUUUCGGAAAAAUGUUUUUGGAAAAAGAACUAUAUGA